GCAUGCUUGGCACCACUGGGCCUAGAAAGUAUUUUGGCUUUGGCCGCUUUGCUCUUUUCUUUGUCCUUGGAUCCAAUUUCGCACAGCUUUCAUAUCAAAGAAGAGAAAGGUGGUGGAGCAUUCAGCUGUCCCAGGAUUCCACUGAUUGCUUAAAUUGGAACGCAGGCUUGGCGCCAUCCAUCCCUAAUUCAGUCACCAUGCCGGGUGCUGCAUCUCACGCGGGUGCCAAGGCGGAACGCUAUAUUGAUAACAAGAGGAAAGAUGAUGUUCGGACAAUGAACAUGGUGGCUGCAAAAGCCGUCGCAGAUGCAGUGAGGACAAGCUUGGGGCCACGGGGUAUGGAUAAGAUGCUCACGACUGCAAAUGGAGAAGUUAUCAUCACCAAUGACGGUGCCACAAUUUUGCAGAAGAUGGACGUGACGCAGCCAGCUGCAAAGAUGUUUGUGGAGCUCUCAAAGUCGCAGGAUGUGGUGGCUGGUGAUGGAACGACCUCAGUGGUCGUCCUGGCGGGUGCACUUCUGAGACAGAGCCUCAACCUACUUGCGAAGGGAGUCCAUCCCACUGUGAUCUCGGAAGCUCUUCACAAAGCGUCCGAUAAAGCAGUAGAGGUGCUCACCAACAUGGCAACCCCUGUCAAGCUGAGCGACAAGGAAACACUGGUCCGGAGUGCAACAACUUCUCUUGGGAGCAAAGUGGUCAGUCAAUAUUCUUCUCUACUGGCACCAAUCGCGGUAGAAUCUGUUCUGAGCGUCAUCGAUCCUGCACGUCCGGAUAGAGUGGACCUUCGGGACAUCAAGAUGGUCAAGAAGCUGGGGGGGACGAUCGACGAUACUGAGCUUAUCGACGGCCUGGUGUUCGAUCAGAAGGCUAGCCGGUCUGCUGGGGGCCCAACGAGGGUGGAAAACGCCAAGAUCGGCCUCAUACAGUUCCAGAUCUCGCCACCAAAGACGGACAUUGAGCAGAACGUCAUCGUCUCCGACUACACGCAGAUGGAUCGGAUCCUGAAGGAGGAGAGGAACUACAUCUUGUCGAUGAUCAAGAAGAUCCGGGCCACGGGCUGCAACGUCCUCCUCAUCCAGAAAAGCAUCCUGAGAGAUGCCGUCACGGACCUCUCCCUCCAUUAUCUAGCAAAGGCCAAGAUCCUUGUCGUCAAGGACGUAGAGCGCGACGACAUUGAGUUCAUCAGCAAGACGCUGCACUGCCUGCCCAUCUCGAACAUCGACCACUUCCGUGGGGAGAAGCUGGGGCAUGCGGACCUGGUCGAAGAGGUCCACGUGGGGAGUGGCAAGAUUGUGAAGGUCACGGGCAUCAAGGACAAAGGGCAGACUUCGUCGAUUGUCGUACGGGGAUCGAACCAGCUGGUGCUCGACGAGGCGGAACGCAGCCUGCACGACGCGCAGUGCGUGGUCCGGUGUCUGGUGCAGAAGCCGUUCCUGAUUGCUGGAGGCGGCGCCCCGGAGAUCGAGGUGUCUCGUCAGCUGGGGUCGUGGGCAAAGACGCUGCUCGGGAUGGAGAGCUACUGCAUCAAGGCAUUCGCAGAGGCAAUGGAGAUUAUCCCAUACACUCUGGCGGAGAACGCCGGCCUCAACCCCAUCCAAAUUGUGACCGAGCUUCGGAACCGGCACGCGAACGGGGAGAUCAACACGGGCAUCAACGUUAGGAAAGGGGUGGUGACCAACAUCUUAGACGAGAAGGUGGUGCAGCCGCUGCUGGUCAGCACCAGCGCCAUCUCUCUGGCGGCAGAGUGCGUCAGGAUGAUUCUGAAGAUCGAUGACAUCGUUCUUGUCAGGUAAUCUGGCCUGACGGGGCGGAGAGUACACAUGCUGCCGGCCGACGAGCGCGAUCAAUCCUUAAUGUUGGUUAAGGUUUAGUCAACAGAUCCGCUCUUCCCAUACUCGCUUGUGAAAGCAUUUCGUUCCACGCUGAGCUGUGCUGCGAUGCGCUCAGAUGUAAGAAUUUGCCGGGGU
This is a messenger RNA of Klebsormidium nitens, 1967 nucleotides long. The record is from the annotation of a GenBank genome assembly. Lineage: Eukaryota; Viridiplantae; Streptophyta; Klebsormidiophyceae; Klebsormidiales; Klebsormidiaceae.